Messenger RNA from Phragmites australis (common reed), 2166 nucleotides. RefSeq lists its product as uncharacterized. The record is from RefSeq and is a predicted model, not a curated record. Bases 70 to 1833 code for a protein of 587 amino acids. Lineage: Eukaryota; Viridiplantae; Streptophyta; Magnoliopsida; Poales; Poaceae. The transcript is spliced from 9 exons.
AAGCUCUCCGUUUCCCUCCCCCUAAAAUCGACGACAAGAAGAGGGCUCCAGCCAGAUGCCGCCGACGCCAUGACCGCCGCCGCCGCAUGGCCGGUCUGCACCAUCUGCUACGAGGACCUCCGCCCGCUCUCCGACCAGCACCUCCACUGCCUCCCCUCCUGCGGCCACGUCUUCCACGCCCUCUGCCUGGAGCAAUGGCUGGAGUACUGCCCCGGCGGCAAGAAGAAGCUCACCUGCCCCAUCUGCAAGCAGCCCUGCGGCGCCGCGCAUCCCCCGACCCGUCUCUUCUUCCAGUCCACCGGCGCGUGCCCGACCCAGGCCUUCCCCUCCUCGCAGGACACCUCCGAGGGCGCCGACCGGGAGGCGCUCGCCGCCGAGGUCGCCCAGCUGGAGCAGAAGGCGGCGUCCCUCGGUAGGAUGAUUGAGGAGCAGCGCGACGGCAUCAAGAAGCUCAACGCCGAGGCUGCCAGGUGGAGGGAGCAGGCGGGGACAGCGGUGGCGAUGCGGGAAACCGUGAGGAAGGAGAAAGAGUAUGUCCAGCUGCUGCUCAAUGCGAAAACAGAGGAGUUGUCGAGGAAGACGUCAGAGUGCAGUAGAUUGCAGGAGAGGAGCCUUGCGCUGGCGAAGGAGCUUGCUGCGCUGAAGCUGUCGACAGACAUGAACCUUCAGGAGGAAGAGAUCCUUAAAUUGGCGUCACUUGGUAACCAUGGAAACCUGGAGAAUGCAGUUGAUGUUUUAAGGAGAUCGCUUGCUAUGCGGAACAAGAGCUACAAAGAAUUGAUGAUCCAAUGUAAUGUUCUGGGAAGAUCAGAGUCUCGCAUGCUGCAGAAGCUUGAGAAGGCCAAAGAGCUUGUAAAAAAGUUAAAGACAAGGGUACAGGAACUUGAGAAGGAACUAGAAGAAAAAGAAAAUGGUUUUAUAAGGGACUUGAGGUCUUCAAAGAAAUUUAAAGCGGACCAGACAAAAUCAGGAAAUAUCACAGCUAAUAAUGGUUUCCCUAGUCCAAGUGCUGGAUGCGAAAAUCAAACAAUCAAGCUUGAUGAAGUGAUGCAUGAUCUGUGCAACGACAAAAAUCACUUGAACGGGUCAAAACCCGAAGCUAAGAGUGAUCUGAAUUCAAAAGGCAACCUGAACAACAAUAAUGCAGAUGUGAUAGACCUAGAUGCUGAUGAUUCUGUUUUUGGAGAUGAACGCAAGACAGAAUUUUCAGCCAAGCCGUUUGGGAAUUGCGAUAACACUUUGGAUUCCCAAAAUAAGUCUAGUCUUUGUCAAAAUGAUAACAAACAGCCCACGACAUUUGAAUGCAAGACUACGUAUGUCGCAAAAGAAACAUCCUUCGUUAAACACACAGAUGCAAUUGGUAAAUCAACCUUUCAGGAGAACCUUACGACCAAACUGCAUAUUCUUCAAGAGAGUCCUAUUAUGAGGAGCACGAAAGUGACAACUUCAACGUGGGAGAAAGAAACACUGACAAUUGAUGGCAUCUCCAAACAAGCAACUAGGUUGACUUCUGGCACUGGACCGCAGCAGAUUCACAACUUAAAUUCUCUUUCUGAUGAUUUCCAAACACCUGGAAUUCUUGGCGUGGAUGGAGCAAGAAAAAGCGUUGGCAAAUGGUGCAAGGGCUCGACAGCUCCUGGAUCUGCAGGUGCAAACGCAAACAGAGGCAAUUUGAUCGCUGUGGGGCCGGACGGGCGUGGAGGGAAGGUCAAAGUUCUGAAAGACCUUGGUCGAUUCCAUGAUAGCAAGUCUCAAGCACUGUGGCCAAAGGCACAGAAGAUUGGAGGCAAAGGCGGCCAAGCUCAGAUCGAUCAUUUCUUUGGCAAGAGAUGAUCCUACUGAAGAAUAUUCCUCUUAUGUUGUCAUCACGUGUGAAGAGUAUUAUCUGCACUUGUGCAGGUCCCGCUACAGCUGCCUGGAGAACUGAUUCCAAAUUUUGCUGGGCAUUGAGCCAGAGAUUAUGGAACCAGAACACAAUCUUUCCAUGCCAGAAAUCUGAAUCUAUACCGAUCUCAGGUGUACAAUGUCGGCAUGUACUGUGUAUUGUUAGAUUUGAAAAUGUAACAGUAUUUCAUGCUUCAGUUGAUCUACAUGUGGAUACAUAGAGCUUCACUUUGCCUCAGUCUCAACUUAGUCUGGUUUCAUCACAUAAAAACUGUAGUUCGU